Molecule: messenger RNA, 588 nt
Organism: Trypanosoma theileri
Lineage: Eukaryota; Euglenozoa; Kinetoplastea; Trypanosomatida; Trypanosomatidae
Exons: 1
Coding region: 1-588 (195 amino acids)
Biological process (GO): ribosomal large subunit biogenesis
Cellular component (GO): nucleolus
Source: RefSeq, a predicted model, not a curated record
AUGAGUAGACUGCGAGUAACUCCAAAGGGAAAAGUCAAGAAGAACAUUCCCAUCACCCGCGUGGGCCGCAAACAAUAUCUCAAACGCCGAUUCGCACACGUCCGCCGCGUAGAUGUCGCCGGGGCGAACAAUCACUUCACACAAAAGUACUUUGAUGGGGCCCAAACCGCCGCACAGAACUUCACACGGCUUGGACUCAGCACAGACCCAAGUGCCCCAAAGGCUGUGCAGUUACUGCGCAAGAAACAAGUUCGGCCAAACUCACGAAAGAAGUUGGAGGAGGAAAAUCAAUUGGAGGAACAACAGGCAUUACGGAAGGAGACCGGCGUUGGACGACCAGUUAGUGAGGCGGAGGGAUGCACCAUGGCGAAUCUCAUUCACAAGUACGGCACAGACUUUAAGGCCAUGUCCUUUGAUCACAAACUUAAUCCCUAUCAACUGAAUCCACGACAAUUGCAAAGACAAGUGGUGAAUUAUCUUCGCUGGGAAAAGGCAGCCUUUCCAGAUGCUUUUGCAGAGGCAGAGGCAAAAGGAUGGUUCUCCAUUGAGGCAUUCCAAGACCCAAAGAAAAGGUUUGGUCAGAAGUGA